This is a messenger RNA of Babesia bigemina, 5316 nucleotides long. RefSeq lists its product as hypothetical. The transcript has a single exon. The coding region runs from base 1 to 5316 and encodes 1771 amino acids. Lineage: Eukaryota; Apicomplexa; Aconoidasida; Piroplasmida; Babesiidae. The record is from RefSeq and is a predicted model, not a curated record.
AUGGGAUUUUUGAGUGGUGUGCUUGGUGCGGUGAAAGAUGAUGAAGCGGUUAAAACGUAUUAUCCUGUAGAUAAAAUGACUGAAACACUCAAAAAAAUUAAAGACAAUAUGUACAAACCUGGUGGAUUGUCUGCGGCCGUUGAGGCUGUGAGCACGGCGCUGGGGGAGUGGGAUAGGGAGGUGGAAUUUAGAACUGAGACAGUUAAAAGGGCGUUUAAUACACUACAAAAUAGUAAUAUUACAAGCAUGGAUACAUCACUUGCUGCACUUAAAGCACUUAGUGAACCUGGUCAGCUCGGUGAAGUUAGCGAUAAACUACGUGAAUGCAUUGCGUCAGCCGAAAGUCUUCAAAAGUCACUAACUUAUUGUUGUACUCAGCUUGCUUACCUCGACCAUGGACUUGAAAAUAAGUUGAAAACGCCCGUCAGCAUCGUGGAAAUUGAAAUAGAAAGGUUCGUUGGUGCGGCGACGAACAACGAAUUAAAGGCUUUGCUAGAUAAGGGGCAAGAGCGGUUAAAGGAGUUAAAAACCAAUGUGGAUCGGCGUGUUAAAGAGCGUCUUGAUCAGAUGGGACAUAAGAUUAAUAGAGCAUUUGAGAGUGAAAUAAACAAGCCCAUUGCUAUCGUUCAACAGGAUUUAGAGAAUGUGAAGAUGGCGCUGGAUAUAUGGAUACAUGAGUCGGAAAAGCAAGUAAGUGAUGCCGUCAAUAUGGUUGACAAGAUUCUGAACAAGUUAAACGGAAAGGUUCCGGGAAACACGGAGAAAUCUGCCGUGGACUCGGCAGCAAAUGCCUUGAAACAGCAUGCCGAGUCACUUUUAUACGCUGCAACGGAUGCUAAGGAACAAGUUCAGACGUUUGUUUCUCGAGCACUUUCGGCUGUGAUGCAAAUGGACACGGCACUUAAGGAGGAUUUGAAGAAGGUCAAGGAUGAAAUCAAAUCUAAGAUUUGGCGUCAUGUAGAGACUGAGGUUCAAAGGCCGUAUGAAAAUUUGAGAGGCAAUAUAAAGCAGCGAAAAACCGGCUUGCCAGAUGAAAGUAUUGAGUAUAAUUGGGAUUGGGUAAAAAGCUGCGUUGACUUCCAUGUAGGCCGGAUUUAUAAAAAAAGUGGGAGUGGAAAAAUCGAAGGUCAUCUUGCCAAGCUGCUUGAAGACGUAGCUAAAUAUGCUGAAGAUGUCGGGAAGAAGUUGACGCAGAAAGACGGAGCCAUUCAUGAGUGGAUUAAUAAAAUCCUGAAACAUGACACUAGGCUAAAUAUGUAUAUAGGUGGGUAUGUUAGGGAUAACAAGCUCACUGGUAACCUGAAUCAUAAUGGAAAGCAGGGCGAUGAGGCUGUGCAAGAAGCCAUCAAAGAUGAGAUUAUGAAAGAGAUUAAACUUCGGGCGCUGAAAAUACCGAGUGGCAAGGGAACAACAGUACAACAAGUAUUGAGCGAAAUUAAUAGUGCUUUCUCAAGCAUUGCGACGGCGUUUGACGAGUUAGAGCAGCGAGCUGAUGAGAUACUUAACAAGGCGGAGACUGCAUUGAAUGUUGAAAAAAUUGUAACGAAGAAUGCGACCUACGAGCGGUAUAAAACGCAUCUCACCGAAUCUAUAAAACUGCUCCUCCUGCAACUUUCCCUUGUACUGAAGCAAACGGCUGACGAAGUCCAGUCACUCAUCCGUGAUUCUCAGAUAGAAGCCAAUGUGGACGGCGCUAUUAGACAAGUGGAAAACCUCAGGAAUGACAUCGAUAUCGCCGGAAAUAAAUACGGCCAGAAAAUCCAUACAGCAUUGCAGGCUGUUAAUAGACAAAUCACAACGCUAGACUCUGUCUUAGAAAAAAGUACAUUCGAAAACGUCGUGGAUAGAAUACUUGACGCAGAGAUUGGCAUAAAUGAUCCGCAAAAUCUUCACCUUGGUGUGGGCGUAGAAGCCAAAGUCCAGCUUGACAAGGAUAAAUUCAACCGUUACCUUGGCUGCGUAAAUAUGACUGCCGCUACAGCCGGCAAGUUCAAAGGCGUUACUGACGAGGGAAUUUUGCCAAAUGCGAUUGGGGAAAUCGAAAGGGAGGUAAUGGAUGCUGUGGAUGUCAGUCUUAAAUAUAGUAGCGUCGAAAGGCUGGACGACGCGUUUUCCAAAAUCAAUAGCAGUUUCACUGUAUUCAUCAAUGAAGUUAAGAAGUUAACAGACAAAACGUCAGUUACGCCAGUUCACGGAAAGGAUGGCAUGAAGCAGAUUUUGAAUGCGCUCAGCAAUAUGAUCGAAAAAAGCGAUAUCAUUACCCUCUCCAUUAGGACCAAAGACGUUAAGAUCCAUGGUCUAACGAAGAUUAGAAACGACAUUGUAAAUAUACUAGAAAACAAUCGACAGGGCGACUUCAAAAGCAUUCUUGUUGCGGCCAGAAACUUUAAUGAUACCAUUAUCAAAAAGGAGGCUAUGGAAUGCAUUUCCGACAUACAUAAAUACGUUGGGGAUCAGGUCAAAGUGAAAACAGAAGCAAUUCAAAGAGAAGCUAAAGCUCAAUAUUACAACAAAAUCUAUGGAAUGUAUAACGAAAUGAAAACUAAAGUGUCUAAAAAAAUUGAAAGAGUGUCAAAAAUCAUUGACACGGAUUCGACGACAGGAAUCAAAGGCUUCCUAAAGACGUUUAGCGGUGUUCGGGCCACUUCAAAAAAUUCGAAUACUAAUACCCUCAAUGCAUUGAAAGAUAAGAAUGGGAUUAUAGUUCUAGCACCCGUCGCAAGAACAUACUUCGAUUCAAUUGUCACAUACGUGUGGACCGAUAUUGGACGUACAUUACAAUCACAGAGUGGAGCCAAAAUCGCGCAUCAAAAUGGUAUUGAUGAAAUUAGAAAUGCGCUCUACAAGCUAUUUACCCACAUCAAAGAUAACAUCAACGGAGGUUACACCUUCGAUCACAAUUUUGUCAAUCUUCUCCAUAAAUGCAGAACAUCGCUUGCAGAAGUCAAUCCUCGAUACUUUGGCACUACUUCCUGUCCCAUCCUAGACGCUCUUAAAAGCGGUUUGACAGAGCUGGCAAAUGAGUUAGACAAAACCUAUUUUAAUAAAUACUCGGGAGCUGACGACAUUACUUGGGAGGUAAGUCGCGGCCCAGGCGUUGGAGCGAAAUUAACAGUAGAUGGCAGAAAUUGCGCGAAAGUAGGUAUAACCGUACUGGAGAUGGUCCAUGAUGCUUUCGACGAAUUGAAAGACAAAUGCAGUAACGCCUGGUACGGCAAACAAAUUAAUGCCAUUAGUAGUUUAGGCGGUUAUCUUAAGCGGAACGGCUAUAUUGUUGCCACUGAUCACUCCAAGCAGGACGGGGAGUUGCGUAAUACGGGUGAGAUGAUGGGUCAGCAUAUUAUCAAAAAUCUCAUUGGCGCAAUCACAGGCAGCCAAGAUAACGAGCAUCUUCAAAAGUGUAAGGACGAUGAUAAAAAGAAAUCAGAAGAAGAAAAAGCAAUUGCAGUAAAGAAAGACGUUAAUGUCAUCGCAGUACUCGCGUGCUUCUUCAAACACAUCCAACAAUAUAAUGAGGUCGGUCACUUCGUAAUUCACGCUAAACCUAAAACGCCUUGCAGUAUAUACGAAAUGUUGGUAUGGUUUACAGGUCUUUCGUACAACAGAGCCUAUCAAGCGUUGAAAGAUGACGGUUUCACAGACCUACUUGUUAAGCCCAAAAAACAGGUGCUAGACGGGCAGGACGACUUUGAAGUCGAAUACGUCGACAAGUCAUCCUACUACAUAGAAGCGUACCCACAGAAAAUCACGUACGGAGAAAUGAUGAAGUCGAUGAAUGACCUGUGCACCAACUCCCAUGAGCUGCUGACCACCAUCCUCGGCACAGGUGACGAACAGACGACGUAUACCUGUGACUACUCCAACAAUUCACUUGGCCUCUACUACCCUCAGAAAGGCGAUGACUGCUUGCAUACCAUCCUAGACAUCCUUCGCCGUUUGUUCCCUGUUUUGUCAUUCCUGCACAGCCAGUGUAGCUUCGGCGCAUCUGACAUGGGCUGGGCAGACUGUCGCUACGGCAAAGAUAUACCCACGACCAAAUCGCAUUGUAGCAAAGAAUCAAAGAACAAAGCAAAGUGCCAGGCAGAGUGCCAACCAAACUACCAACCAAAUUGCCAACCUACGUCGCCAUUAAUGUGCUACCUUGGUGACAGCUUGCUUGGUUGCCUGCCACACCAAGUUGGUUCCAUUGGUUGUGGCUAUAAAUGUGCUACGUGUCCUAGUGGUAAACCAGGAAUGCCCUGUUUGACACCUCUAGGCUUCCGUAGUUUCUCUGGUUCUACAAAGACAGGCAGCGAUCUGUGUGAAGUUGUAAGUAAAUUCUUCGGCAGACAUGUCGCAUCAUGCCUCUUCAGCCUCGUUUCAAAGCCUCCAUCAACGCUGCCAGAGCACUUCGGCUUCGCUUUAUCGCUUGUUAAGAAGUGGGAUGACCAUGGCAAACAUCUAAUAAGAACAGGUAUUGAUAACGCUAUCACCGACCGUUCUAUUGCCCUCUACGAUGAUGCCAGCCAGCUGACCAACGCGCUGAGUGAUGCUUAUGGUAGCAGCCAGAGUGGUAACCACGCAACAAAACAUACUACUAAACUUGCUGACGGCAGUGAAAAUGAAGUCAAAAAAGGUGACCUCUGUAGUCUCGCAAUGUCCACCGCAUGUUCUGGCCAAAAUGUCUACUGCGCCCCGUACCUGUAUGCCUUAUGCGCCGAUCAAUACACUUACCUUGCCAAGACGCAAUGUAAGACGUACUUGUCAUGGGCAGUGUAUUUGCCAUGGACGUUCUGGAAUUAUCUCAAUUCCCUGUACAACUCGUUCAGGGACAUCUACUGCCAAGAUUGGGGAUGUCGUACCUGUCUGCGUGCGGACACUUGUAGGCGUGGUCAACAUGGUCUCGUUAACGACAAAACAAAAGCGCCGAAUUGCCACUGCUACAGUAUCGUAGAGUGCAAGGGUGCUAUGCCUACGUUGUAUAAGUACGGUUUUACGUUUGGUGCUCCAGCAGCUUUGAACGCGAAGGAUGGCAAGAAGACGUGUACCAAUUUCAUGGAGCAGUUGUACAACGUACUGCGGUCAACGUAUUUCAAAACGUUGUUCCGAGAGUGCGACAUGUUCUUGUGGAGAAUCCGUGAACCAUUCUCCUACCUUGUCCUAGCCCUCUGGCUCCUCUCUGUCCUGUACCUGCUCCACAUCAUGGUCAUCCGCCUAGACCUCCUCCACAUCAAAUCGCAUUUGCACUCUCCCUCAUCACAUCGCAUCGCUGCUCAAUCACUCCUUGCUGCUGGACGUGUUAACAAGCUUAACAGGGUGUUUUACCUGCAACCGUAA